CACAGUUGAGUGAUCAUCACAGUCAACAUGAAUAUAUCCGGGAGCGCUCCCUUUGGGAACGACUAUAUCCCACACCCCCACCCACGGCUUCACACGGCCGACAUCGGGAUCUUCAAAUCGACCAUCCUCCCCUCCUUCACUCUCCACACGACUCUCGACAUCGCUGCCUUUAUCGCAUCCAAGGCUACCGACCGCGCCGAAAUCAAGGACUGGUGCUGGCCGUCUAGCCAAGUUAUCAACGCCUGGUGGAGCGCCAUCGGACACCAAGUCUACUACCAUAAUAUCUCGCCGCAAACUGCCUGGUCGACUCUCUCUUGGACGGAAAAGGUGCUCUUGACUUGUGUUACGGUUUGGGGUACUCGGCUUUUUACUCGCAUCGCUUCUCGGACUAUCACCCGCGGCAAGGAUGACCCGCGCUAUGACCAGCUGAAGAAGGAAGACCCUAAUGGGUUCUGGACCUCGGCUCUGCUCAAGCAGUAUCUCCCUGAGGCGGCUUUCCUCACCCUGAUUGCCCUGCCCUUCACCGUGCCAUUCCGGUUGACUUCCUCGACGUUGUCGCUGGACAGCGAUGUCCAGUCUGUCGUCCGGGCAAUUGGUGUCGCACUCUUCGGCGCUGGAUUCGCCAUGGAGGUUAUGGCCGAUGCGCAGCUCGAGAUGCACCGUCAGGAACGGACCGAUCUGUGCAAGCACGGCGUGUGGAGUAUCGUCAGACACCCCAACUACCUCGGCGAUACCCUCGUCCACAUCUCCUUCGCCGUGCUCAACAUUGCCAACAACUUCAACCCGAUCGUCCUACUCGGUCCCCUGACCAACUACUUCUUCCUCCGCUUCGUCGGCGGCGACCGCCAGACCGAAGCCAGCCAGGAGACACGGUACCGCACUGAGGACCUGCACAAAUACGAGCAGCUGCAGAGUUGGCGCCGCGAGAAGAACAGUUUUUGGCCCGGUCUCACCGAGGUAGUGAACCCCUGGACGUGGGUGGUUCUUGGAGCGGGCGUGCUGGGCGUGGUCGCAGAAGAAGGUAUUCGGGGCUGGCUUUCUCAAUAAUUAAAUUCUCUCAGUCAGUUAGUAUAUGUAUGAACU
This is a messenger RNA of Aspergillus neoniger CBS 115656, 1083 nucleotides long. RefSeq names its product DUF1295 domain protein. The record is from RefSeq and is a predicted model, not a curated record. The coding region runs from base 28 to 1047 and encodes 339 amino acids. The transcript has 2 exons. NCBI's taxonomy places the organism in Eukaryota, Fungi, Ascomycota, Eurotiomycetes, Eurotiales, Aspergillaceae. Gene Ontology annotation, cellular component: membrane.